GAACUGUUGCUCUGCAAAUUAAGUCGCACUGCAGCGGGAUUACUGGAGGCGAAACUCUGUAAAAGUAACGUGUGAUUUUAUUUUAAAGAGCGCUACGUGUCAUUGGAGCUGAUCAUUAAUACUUUUUUUGUAUUUCUAUGUAUUCACUCCGUGUCUGCUUAGAUUGCCUGAGAUCGCCGCUUUGAGCAUUUUGGACGUGCACCAUGCAGGAGUCCUGCUGAGAUGAUGCGAGUUUAAAUAUUAGUGUGACUUUGAGUUUGCAGCGCGCCGCAACUUCACCCGAUAAGACAUCGCAAGCGCUCCCUGUCGGAAGGUUUUCGUCGCGGUGUCCGGGAACAGUUUUCCGGCGGCGUUUCCAUCUGAGCCCGCAAUCACGGAAAAACACUGAGAGCCGCGUGGAAAAGAAAGAAAGAAAGAGAUUCGGGGUCUCCUGUGAUGCUGGGAUAAAAUGUUCUCUGCUUCAUCCAAGCUGCCUUUUAAACAAGUCUCCACAUUCAAUGCAAUUUUGUGGGCAAUUUACUCAACAUUUUCAUGACCUGUAACAAUUCUGUAGCCUCUUUUAAUGGAGAAGUAGACUGCUGAGAUAAAUCUAAUCCAGGGUCAACAGAACAGUAAAAAAGAGCAGUGAUUUAGCAAAUUCCUCGACCUUCUCUUCUCAUUCCUCGACAAGGUAAAGCACCCUUCCCUGCAUGUGGUGGGUGAGAUGAACUCCAGUGGGAAUACUGUAGACCCCACUUGACAGCUCAGCCUGAUCACCUGAAAGCUUCUCAACAGAGCCUCCACAAGACCUUGAUAAAAAAAGCAGUUGCCUAAAAUCCACAUCUCAAUGGGGAUGCUGAAUUUUUAGGUAGAAAGUCAAUAUUGAUGUUAUUUUUGUGUCAUAAAAUAAUGUAUAACCUUUAUAUAGGUUGACAGCCCUCUGACACUGCGAACCAGAAGAAACUGCAAAAUAACAGGAUACAAAACUAAUGUUUGAAUACCGGGAAAUGGAAAAUCCUAUUUGUCAGUCUCCCCCCGACUUCUGAUUUUCUCCCUUCUGAGACUUGCCUAUCCAGCUCCCCCUGUUUCCUAUCUCUACCUUGGACAGUCACACCCGUCCCUCCUCCACCUUUUCAACCCAGUAGUUAGUAUCUUUAGCCUUCAGCCUGGCCGGCACAACCAUUCCAGCGAAGGGGGAGGAGGACUUCCUCACGCUGGCCGCCUCCCGGCUCAGCCGCAAGAAACGUGUCAUCGGCGCUGGAGUUGGCGUGGCCAUGGUCCUGGUCCUGCUAGUGGCCAUUCCCCUAUUGGUUCACAGCACCAAGGGGGGAGGGUCCGGAGGAGGGGGCACGCACUUUGAGAUGCUUGGGAGCUGCAAGAUGGUGUGCGACACUUUCACCCCCCCACAGGGAGAGCUGACAGCCGUCUCCCCUCAGCCCCCAGACUUCUCAAACCGCAGGGGAAAACAGGGGUUCAGAGGGAGCCCUGGACUUCCCGGUCCUCCAGGGCCCAAAGGGCCCUCCGGAGAGCCCGGCAAGCCCGGUCCGCCCGGUCCACCCGGGCCUGGACCCGGUGGAUACGGCCCAUCGUUCUACAGUCCCAAAAUCGCCUUCUACGCAGGCCUUCGGAAACAACACGAAGGGAGUGAAAUACUUAAGUUUGAUGACGUGGUGACCAACGUAGGGAACUACUACGAACCGAGCACCGGCAAGUUCACCUGCCCUCUGCCUGGCAUAUACUACUUCACCUACCACGUCCUGAUGAGAGGAGGUGAUGGGACGAGCAUGUGGGCUGACCUGAAGAAGAACGGACAGGUGAGGGCCAGUGCAAUUGCUCAAGAUGCAGAUCAGAACUACGACUAUGCCUCCAACAGCGUCAUCCUCCACCUGGAUGUCGGGGAUGAAGUGUGCGUACAGCUGGACGGGGGCAAAGUCCAUGGCGGAAACACCAACAAAUACAGCACCUUCUCCGGCUUCCUCAUAUACCCUGACUGACAGGAUAUUCACAUUUAUAUAUUCUCUCUCUAUAACCAAGUCUCCUUUCUUCAUCUAACACCCCCAUGCAGCGUAAUUUGUCAUCUCAAUGCUGUUCAGUGCAUAAACAUGUAAUUACACAAUCACAGUUAAUAAAUAGAGAAAUUGUGUAAAAAUAAAAAAAAGGUAUUGUAUAUAUUCCCAGUUAACAUUUACCUCAGACACUAGUGUAAUCAUUAUUCUGUGCCACGUACAGUGUGUGUAAACGUGACUACAACACCAGAUUCACAUUUCACAUGCAUUCGCUGCGGACUCACAAAGGUGUGCUCACAAGGAUUGAGCUGCUCCUAUCAGUUGUUACACUGAAACAAGAUGACCAUUUCAGCCACCGGUCCUAAAUCGACUGAAAUGAUCUCCGAAUGUAGACUGUAAAUCAAAGUGUUUGCACUUGCUGCAGCCUCUCGCCUUCACUGUGAGAUGGAUUUUCAAAUUAGAAAAGUCAUGAAUAUGUUGAUUGCGGCUGAUAAUACAGACAACAUAAUCCAGUGUGUUGUAUUUUUGCGUUGAUGCCCUUCUGCUUGUGGUAAAGCGUGAAAGUGUCACAUUGCCGUAGGUUUGACUUGCACAUUCUCCUGCUCCUGUUAAGGGAGGAGGUGUCAAGUUGUUGGUAACAGUCCCUUAACACACACGGCAUAUUGAUAGUGAGAUUUAGCUUUGAGAUUUUCCCAGAGCCAGAGCUCACGGCAAAGCCUCAUCAUGUCCUGCUAAUGAGCUGAGGCUUCCCCCACAGCCUGUUCCGUCACACUUACAUCUGGCAUCCACAGUUCGCUGCAUACACUUGUUUGCUUUCUUGCAGAGAGUUGGAUGAGAACAUUGAAACUCUCUCAUAUCCGUCUGUUCACCAUAAAGCUGCGGCCAACAGCCGCACAGCUUACACCAUAAGGGUGGGGUCAUAGUCGAAAAGGAGUGAUAAGAUGUGUUUUCCUGAGAAUUGUGGAAAUUGUGUUUUUGCAACCCAGUCUCACAGCAAAACGUGUAAUAGCUACUUUGUGGAACGUGGUAUUCUCACGCUUUCUCCCCAAAAUCAUGACAAUACUACGUUUUAUUUUAGCCCAUUCAUUUACAGAAUACCACGUUCCACAACGUAGCGAUUACACGUAUUGCUGAGACUGGGUUGGUUUGUAUCAAUAAUUCAUAGAAUUGCAGUCACUUGAAUAUAUGUACAAUUAUUCAAAAUGUUCUGUAACCAAUGCGAAAAAAAGUUAAAACCUUUCUCAUGUUUGCUCAGCUGACCAAUCACAGUGUGAGAUGGGUGUGAAUGUUCAUUUGGAAACCUACAGAAAUGUUAAACACAGCCACCUGAUCCAGGUUGUUUGUGAGAAGGAGUUUUUUAAAGCUAUUAUACAAUUACUUUUGCGGAAGUAUACUGGCGGGAAUUUGUUGAAAGGUUAUACAAUCAGAACCUUCAAAACUCCCCCAAAAACUUGUAAUGACAUUUCUCUUUGAAUCAUACAAAAACCUAACUGUAAAAAACAAGAAUUCGUGGUUUGUGGUUGUCAUUUAACCUGAACAGAUUAUUGUGAUGCAUCCAGAUCAAAUCGCAAUGAUGUGUGGAGCUAAUGAUAAUCACUGGGUCGACUUAGGUGUGUGUGACAAUACGGAAAGACGACUCGUCCCUCUAAACAAGAAUAAACUGGUUAGCGCCGAUGCAGCAAUAGCAUCAGAUUUAUCAAAACUGAAGAGUAUUUCUUCAUUAAAGGCAGAGCAAAGAAUAACAAUGGCUGCCUUUUUUAAUUAUUUUGUUUUUGUACUUUAAUAAGAAUUUGAUUGACAGAUGUUUGGUACGAUCACUGCCACACCACCUCUUUGUGCUAAGCUAAGCUAACUGUCUGGAGCCUCGUAUUUACUGAAAAGUUCAGUUUCUCUUGGUGAAAUCAAGUAUGCGUAACUCACAAGAUGUCACACUUUUCUUUUAAUGUUACGGUGAAUAUACCCAUGUUGAGGCCACUGUUGUUCCUGCAAUCUGCAAUCUAUAUAGACGCUAACUGAGAGCGUUAAUUGUGAAUCUCUGUAUGUAACUGAAUGUAAGUUGUGAAUAAAAGCCCCCAAAAUUCGGACCGAGGUUCAUUUGGUAAGGUGGGAAACAUGAGGGAACAAAAAACCGAAGCAUGUUACUGUGCUGUUCAAACCUGCAUUCCAGAAUAAAUCAUAAAUAUGUUGAUGUAACCAAAUUUCUCUAUUCAACAACUCUUUUUUCUUGACAUAAUGCUUAGACGGGUACAGUAGAAAACCCUUUGAGCACAUCCGUCGUGGUUUUAACGCCAUGGGAAGUGACACAGAUCCAGCUGCAGCCUGAUCGCAUGACUGUACCAUGAUGAGAUUUGGAUGUGAAGUUUUCUUGUGCUGUGAUUGAAAAGCCCUCUUACCGUUGUGUAAUUGCACACAGGCAUUACUCCUUUACAUAACCUCUGUGUCAUGCUCCAUCCAACCGUGGGAGCUUUCUGGCUCUUUUACCUUUGUUCACGAGCAGUGCGGAUUCAUUGUUGUCACUGUACUUUGUAAACUGUUGUGUAUAUUUGUUAUGUAGCAAAUUGUUUUAUCUCUGCACUUGAAGACCAGAAAACACAAAUAGGAUUAUUUUGCAGUCGCUGAGUAAAACCACAGCUUUUGUUGUUCUUCGUUCUCCUCUAGAACUCAGCAGGUGACAGGUUGUUCUCACUGCUCAGGGUGUUUAUUUUUGAUUGCAAAGAUCUCAAGACUUAAUCAGCAUUAGUGAGGUUUAUCUGAGGUUCAAAUAUAAAAACAGCUGAGAAAACUAACAUAUUUCCGUAUUUCCAACAAGAGCCAAGAAUAAACUUACCUGUCACGUCUUUUUUUCCUCCAUUGAUAAAGAAUAAUGUGGUAAACUA
Messenger RNA from Gasterosteus aculeatus aculeatus (three-spined stickleback), 4861 nucleotides. RefSeq names its product complement component 1, q subcomponent-like 4b (gene c1ql4b). Gene Ontology annotation, molecular function: protein binding. Lineage: Eukaryota; Metazoa; Chordata; Actinopteri; Perciformes; Gasterosteidae. The record is from RefSeq and is a predicted model, not a curated record.